This is a messenger RNA of Drosophila melanogaster (fruit fly), 602 nucleotides long. RefSeq names its product mediator complex subunit 22 (gene MED22). The transcript has 3 exons. Gene Ontology annotation, molecular function: transcription coregulator activity. Lineage: Eukaryota; Metazoa; Arthropoda; Insecta; Diptera; Drosophilidae. The coding region runs from base 78 to 509 and encodes 143 amino acids. The record is from RefSeq and is marked reviewed. Gene Ontology annotation, biological process: regulation of transcription by RNA polymerase II. Gene Ontology annotation, cellular component: mediator complex; nucleus.
CUGUACAUAUAAAAAACGACGAGAAGCGGGUUUGUCUAAAAUAAAUUGUUGAACUAAGUUAAGGUAGAAUUAGGACAAUGGCCAGCGGAUCCAGGACAACCAUUUUGCCCCAGUCGAAGGAGGCGCUUCUGAAGUCCUAUAAUGCGCGCCUCAAGGACGACGUUCGCAGCAUGCUGGAGAAUUUUGAAGAAAUACUCAAGCUGGCGCGCCGUGAGAGCCACAGCCAGAUUUCGAAGACCACGCAGUGCGAACAGGAUGCCCUGGAAAUGCAGGUCCGCGCGGCCAACAUGGUCCGUGCCGGCGAGUCUCUGAUGAAGCUGGUGGCCGACCUAAAACAGUACCUAAUCCUCAACGACUUUCACUCGGUCAACGAGGCCAUCACAAACAAUUCGCAGCUGUUCAGGAACACACAGAGCGAGUGCGACAAGAAGCUGAUGAAACUUAGGGACGAAAUGGCCAUGGACUUGUACGACCUGGAGGAGGAGUACUACACCAGCAUUUUUAAGUAGCGCUAGGAGGGGAAGGGGUUCACCUUAUUUGUGAUGAACUGGCUUUGGCCGAACUGUAGAAUUUAAUAAGAAAUCAUUACCACAUUCACUUGU